GGCUGGCCCACACCAAGUGGGCAUUCGCGCCUAGGGAUGCCGGUAAUUGCUGUGGUGGCCACAGACGACACUGCUUUUGGUCUAGGGCUCGGGUUGACGGAGACACCCUACAAUCCGGCCUCCUCCGAUCAUUUUAGGCCGAAGCCUCCUUAUAACAGGCCUGGAUUGUUGGAGCUGAAAGAUCUUUUAACAACAAUUAUUAUUAUCCCCAUUUCUGAUGAACUGAAUCUCAGAGAAUGGAAGAGAACCAUGUGUGCUCAGUACUGCAUCUCCUUUGCUGAUGUUGAAAAAGCUCAUAUCAACAUUCGAGAUUCUGUCUACCUCACGCCAGUGCUAACAAGCUCCAUUUUAAAUCAAAUAGCAGGACGCAGUCUUUUCUUCAAAUGUGAACUCUUCCAGAAAACUGGGUCUUUUAAGAUUCGUGGUGCCCUUAAUGCCAUCAGAAGCUUAAUUCCUGACACUUUGGAAGGGAAGCCCAAAGCUGUUGUUACUCACAGCAGUGGAAACCAUGGCCAGGCUCUCACCUUUGCUGCCAGACUGGAAGGGAUUCCUGCUUACAUAGUGGUGCCUCAAACCGCUCCCAACUGCAAGAAACUGGCAAUUCAAGCCUAUGGAGCCUCUAUAGUAUACAGUGAACAGAGUGACGAGUCCAGGGAAAAGGUCACUCAAAGAAUUAUGCAAGAAACAGAAGGCAUCUUGGUCCAUCCCAACCAGGAGCCUGCAGUGAUAGCCGGACAAGGGACAAUCGCCCUGGAAGUGCUGAACCAGGUUCCCUUGGUGGAUGCACUGGUGGUCCCAGUAGGGGGAGGAGGAAUGAUUGCUGGAAUAGCCAUUACAAUUAAGGCCCUGAAACCCAGUGUGAAGGUAUAUGCUGCCGAACCUUUGAAUGCAGAUGACUGCUACCAGUCCAAACUGAAAGGGGAACUGACUCCCAAUCCUCAUCCUCCAGAGACCAUAGCAGAUGGUGUCAAAUCAAGCAUUGGCUUAAACACCUGGCCUAUUAUCAGAGACCUUGUAGACGAUGUCUUCACUGUCACAGAGGACGAAAUCAAGUGGGAGGCCAGAAAGCCCCUGGACAGCAAGUGCUGAAAGAAGAGAAAGGAAGAAUUUAGUGACGUACUGCUUCACUACUGGAAAAUUCAUUUCCAAUCACAACAACCCAACGGUCACUGGGAAACUCAAGACUUAGCUAACACUAAUGAAACGUCAAAAUGAAGUACAUCUUCCCAGUUUUCCUCUGGGCAAGAGCAGCCUAGAUAUAAAAAUUCUCUUUAAGCCAGAUGGUGGUGGCGCACGCCUUUAACACCACUGCUCGGGAGGCAGAGGCAGGCAGAUCUCUGUGAGUUAGGCCAGCCUGGUCUACAGAGUGAGUUCCAGGACAGCCAGGGCUGUUAUACACAGAGAAACCCUGUCUCAAAACAAAAUAAUAAUAAUGAUAAUAAAAAAGUUGUUUUAAAGUAAUAAAAAAAGCUAAUUAACUUUC
Messenger RNA from Peromyscus californicus insignis, 1483 nucleotides. RefSeq names its product serine racemase (gene Srr). The record is from RefSeq and is a predicted model, not a curated record. Gene Ontology annotation, biological process: D-serine biosynthetic process; L-serine metabolic process; pyruvate biosynthetic process. Gene Ontology annotation, cellular component: cytoplasm. The transcript is spliced from 8 exons. Gene Ontology annotation, molecular function: L-serine ammonia-lyase activity; pyridoxal phosphate binding; magnesium ion binding. The coding region runs from base 37 to 1089 and encodes 350 amino acids. Lineage: Eukaryota; Metazoa; Chordata; Mammalia; Rodentia; Cricetidae.